Molecule: messenger RNA, 2057 nt
Organism: Aspergillus nidulans FGSC A4
Lineage: Eukaryota; Fungi; Ascomycota; Eurotiomycetes; Eurotiales; Aspergillaceae
Product: KilA-N domain-containing protein
Exons: 5
Coding region: 260-1534 (424 amino acids)
Biological process (GO): meiotic attachment of telomere to nuclear envelope; regulation of DNA-templated transcription; DNA-templated transcription
Cellular component (GO): nuclear membrane complex Bqt3-Bqt4; nucleus
Molecular function (GO): DNA binding
Source: RefSeq, a predicted model, not a curated record
CGACUCCUAAUUUGUCGCAGCUGAGAACUGAGUCUGUUCUUAAGACCUUCUCCUACUACAAACAAUCGCGCUCUCCAGCUGCGCGCUCCCACUGGCUUUUGGCUAGUGACGUCUUAUCCUAUCCUCGACCCUUUCCGGACAGACGCGCCUGCAACGUGGCCGACGUUCGGCGUCGCAUUUAAGUGCCCGCCCGAUCAGCACGAUUGUCAACUCCCGCGAACGCCUCCCUCUAUCCCCAUCUUUGCGGCCAGUUAUCAUCAUGGUACGCUCGCUGCCAAAGAAGAACAACCCGUUCGUCACUCCCGACGCGGCACCUCCCUAUGAGGAAUUGCUUAUGCGCCGUCGUCUGGGAAAGACCAAUCUUGCUGUUAAGCCCACUCAAGUGGGCACCUCAAAUGCGACCAAGCCGGAAAAUCUUGGACCUUUUGAGUAUGCUCAUCUGCGCGCACCUCUACCCAAGGACCUGAAAGGGUCCGAGAUCUUCCCAUCGCACUCCCCGCAGCAGCAUCCAGAGACAUAUUUUCUGAUGCGACGAAGCAAGGACGGGUACGUGAGCGCGACUGGCAUGUUCAAAAUUGCUUUCCCAUGGGCCAAGCUCGAGGAAGAACGAUCCGAACGCGAAUACCUCAAGACGCGCCCAGAAACGAGCGAGGACGAAAUCGCCGGAAAUGUUUGGAUCUCCCCAGUAUUGGCGCUCGAGCUGGCUGCCGAAUACAAAAUGUACGAUUGGGUCCGGGCCCUGCUUGACCCUACGGAGAUCAUCCAAAGCCCAUCUAGCGCGAAAAAGCAGAUCACGCCUCCUCCGAAAUUCGAACUGCCGCCCAUUCAAGCUCCAGAGGCACUCGUCCCUUCAUCCCGUACGAGAAGCCGUCGAUCAGCUUCUCCCAGCAAGAAAGCUGGCACCCCGCGCAAGCCCAGGCAAACUAAGGCACAGAAAGAAGCCGCUGUGGCGGCCACAAACGAGGCCAACGCGACACUUCAGAGUGCCCUGGAUGACACAGUUUCAAAUGCAGACGGUGAAAUAAAUGGAGACGUGUUGCCCAGUGUGGAAGACAAGAGAGAGCCGGAAACGUCGCCCGUCAAGGGCAAGAAAGCAGCUGCAAAGGCGAAGAAACAGGCCGUUUCCGAGGAGGAUCAAGAGGAUAAAGUCAAGAUCGAAAUCAAGUCGGAUGCUGCCGAAGGGAGCGAUGUCCAAGCAGCCCAGACUACCAUUUCCGUCGAGAUGCCCAUCUCUUUGCCAGAGGCUCCGUCUGCCGAAGACACACAAGAAAUGAUCGCGAAGGCCAAAGAAAUGGUUAAGGAGGCUGUCAAGCUCCAGCAAGAACCCGCUGAAUCGUCAGCAACUGCUAAGAAACGUGGAGCCGAGGAGGCGGAGCUCGGCGAAGAAGAAGAAGACGAGGAGACCAAGACACUACGGACGAAGAGAGCCAAGGUUCUGGAAGAGAAGUUGAAGCGUGAGCGUGUUCGCAACCGUGCUCUAAUGGGUGUGACCGCAGCCUUCGCUCUCGCAGCAUCUAUCCCUUAUUUCUUCUAGAAAACCUGCUCUCGUGCUGCUAGAAGCCUGAGCUACAACUCAUCAAGAUUAUGGUCAUAACCCCCUCUGAUUCCCUCGAUUUUGAUCAUUGCCCAUCCUCGCUUGGAUCUGAAUUAUCUCCUCUUUAUUCCUUAUAACUCCUUCGCUGUCACAUGCCUAAGUUGAAACCUUGGCUGGAGCUCUCCAAGGCCCUUCGAAACGCGGCAAGAAUGAUGUACUGUGUCCAUGUUUAUUUAUCACGUUAUAAUACCUCCCCCCCUUUGGUUGUCAGGUUCGCAUCUCCAUUCCGAAGAGCAGCGAUUAUCUCGUCGUCUCAGCGAUCGACGCUCGUUUUUAACGUGCGCGUUCUCCUACCUCCUACCUCCUGGAUACUCGAUACUCGGUUCUUAAUCCUUUCCUUCGCAAGGUUCCUGUUUCUUUUUCUUCUCUGUUACAACAUUUCGCAGCAAGAGCUAGUGCCUUUCCAGGAAGAUGACGGAUCAUCGCUAGGGUAUUUAAGAACAAUACAAACGAAUAAACCCGA